Messenger RNA from Ochlerotatus camptorhynchus, 1096 nucleotides. Its product is annotated as lethal (1) G0004. Gene Ontology annotation, molecular function: RNA binding. The transcript has 3 exons. NCBI's taxonomy places the organism in Eukaryota, Metazoa, Arthropoda, Insecta, Diptera, Culicidae. The record is from RefSeq and is a predicted model, not a curated record. The coding region runs from base 66 to 674 and encodes 202 amino acids. Gene Ontology annotation, cellular component: nucleolus.
UAGACAAAAAAAACAAAGAAUUUUAUUAAAUUGUAAAUUUAUGCUGUGUGCUUCCCACAAAUAUCAUGGAGGUAGAUAUUCAAAAUAUUGUUACAGAUUCUGAUCAGCCCAAGCCCAAGCCCAAAAUUAAGAAGGAAGUUCGUAAAGUGUUUGUACCUCGUUCCAGGCAAUCAGCAUUAAAAGAGCAAUGGAUGAAAAUCUUUACACCAGUUGUUGACCAGCUUCUACUGCAGAUUAGGUACAACGUAAAAAGCAAACAAGUGGAAAUCCGCCUUGGACCAGAAACGAAGGAGCCGUCCAACUUACAGAAAGGAGCUGAUUUUGUUCGGGCUUUCGUGCUCGGCUUCGAAGUCGAAGAUGCCCUAGCAUUGCUGAGACUCGAUGACCUAUUUGUAGAAUCGUUUGAAGUAAAUGACGUUAAAACGUUGAAAGGGGACCAUUUGAGUCGAGCGAUUGGUCGAUUAGCCGGCAAAGGAGGACGAACUAAAUUUACGUUGGAGAACUCAACUAAAACACGCAUCGUUUUGCAAGACUCCAAGAUACACAUCUUAGGAAAUUACAAAAACAUUCAGCAUGCCAAGCGUGCCGUCAGUCAUCUGAUCCUUGGUUCACCUGCCAGUAAGGUUUAUGGAAACUUGCGGACUGUUUCAAAUAAAAUAUCUGAUCGAAUGUGAUUUUCUUUUGUUUUGUAAUAAAUUAGCUCAAAAUGUAUUAUGUUUAGUUUUAUUUUACCAUUAGAAGAGCUCUCCGCGGGGAUUUGAGUGAAUUGUUUUACUCCUCACAAUUUGUUGAGAAAGAAAUUUACAUCCAUUUCAUGUUAUUACGUUUUGUUUUCGGUGCACAUUAACUUAAAAUCGUUUAAAUUAAUUGGAAUCUUGUAUGACAGUUUGAAGGAAUUGUAUUUUGUAUUCUUUCUGGAUAGAUGGUUGUUUUUACACGCAUUUAAAAUUAAAUUUUAAAAAUAAAGCUUUCCGCCGGUCUGCUGCUGGUACACUUCGAUCGUAUCUCCUUCUUCCAUUUCCAGCGUUGUCGGGGUAUCAUUUUCGUUGAUCGGCUGGCCAUCGAAGCGGAAUCGAACGACCUGCAUGGACAAGCC